This is a messenger RNA of Planococcus citri (citrus mealybug), 1915 nucleotides long. It is a transcript of the gene EMC8-9, whose product is annotated as ER membrane protein complex subunit 8/9. The transcript is spliced from 5 exons. NCBI's taxonomy places the organism in Eukaryota, Metazoa, Arthropoda, Insecta, Hemiptera, Pseudococcidae. Bases 148 to 762 code for a protein of 204 amino acids. The record is from RefSeq and is a predicted model, not a curated record. Gene Ontology annotation, cellular component: EMC complex.
UUUCGUUCGAUUGAUUGAUAUGUGGAAGUGGAUUGAAAUUGAUGAAAAAUCGUAAAAAAACGUAAUAAAAUUACGUUUUAAACGUUAUAUAAUUAGUUAAUUUUUGGAAUUUAAACUUCAAGUUACCCUUUAACUUUACAAUUCAUCAUGAAGGACGUAGUGUUUUCGUCUAGAGCAUACAGUAAAAUUAUAAUGCACUGUGCCAAAUACCCUCAUUGCGCUGUAAAUGGUGUCCUGCUCGCUGUAGAAGACAAAAAUACCGAUAAACCAAAGAGUAUUACUUACGUUGACGCUAUACCUUUAUUUCAUUUAUGUUUACACGUUACUCCAAUGGCAGAAAUAGCUCUAAGUCAGGUAGAACAGUGGGCUGAAUCUAACGGUUUGAUCAUAGCUGGGUAUUAUUUAGCUAAUGAAAACAUCAACGAUACCAGCUAUGACAGACCGGCUCACAAAAUAGCUGAUAAAAUAUCCGAAAAAUGUAAAGCAUCUUGUUUAGUCGUUGUUGACAAUAGAUUGGUUACGUUGGCCCAUACAACCCCUGCGAUUCGAACCUUACAGAAUGUAGAAAAUAAAUGGAAAUUAUUGGAUAAGUCCAAAGUCACAGUCGAAGAAGAAACAUUAGAAGCUACCUCGUCCCUGUUACAGGACAAGGUAUACUACGAUCUAGUAGAUUUCGAUAAUCACCUGGACAACAUAAAGUUAGAUUGGAAGAAUUCUUCGUUAAAUGAGCAAAUCGAAGGUAUAAUGAGCGAAAAAUCGUAGUCGCUGGAAAGCAUAGUCUCAACGAUGGCCAAUACACAUAAGAAUUGCGGUAAUAGUCGUUAAUGGUUUUUUUUCUACGUUGGCAUUCUUUUCUUUUUUUUUUUAGUUGAUUUAUUUGCGUAGUGUUAUCGGUAUUUUAUAAUUUUUCUACGAAUAUUCCAAAAACUGUAACGUUUUAUUGUCAAGUCGACAGUAUUUUCGUAAAUUUAUAUCACAUUCUGUAUUUCCUCUGCGAAGACAUAGAUGAAAGAGCAACACAGCGAAGGUUUUUUGAUGAAACCUUAUCAUUUAAUCGUUGAUGAUUUGUUCGUGUAUAAUAUAAACAUGCUAACGCCUGUGUCAAGUUGUUACUUUGGUAUCGUCAUCGUUUCAGUAUCACGACGAUGUAUGUAAUUCUUUACAAAAAAUUAUGUGAUAAUUUUAAGUCGUAUAUGUAGCUUGAAAAAUUCAUAUUGCUUCUGCGAGGUACCCUAAUGUACGAGUAUGACGUUUUCGUGUGUCAUCUCCUCCUCCAUAAACGCCCGGUAUAUUUUAGUAUCUUGGCCCUUGAGUAAAUUUUACUGAAAUCUAUAUGAUUGCGAUCAAAUUUCGAUGCUUUUAUUUCUGAGAAAAAAGAAACGAUUAUAUUUAUUCAAUUUUUUAUACCAUUUUGUAUUAUUCCAGUCUUGUACUGUGUGGUAUUUUCUAUUUUUAUUUUAUUCGUUUUUUAUGAACGUGAAACGUUGAAAAUUACUACGAACUAUUGUAUUUAUUAUUUUCCUCGGUGGCGUUAAACUCGAACUUUUCUGCUGGCAACUUGUACUUUCUUUUGUAGAAGUUGAUGAGAUCCUUAAAGGUGUCGAUUCGUCCUCGCAUAAUAUCCCUCAUUCCUCCUCCUGUUACCUGGAUUGUCACGCCACUGAAGUUUUAUUUUCCUCUACCUCACACACGAAAUAUUUAAAUCGCCCAUUUUGCUCACCUUAUAAUUAGCGUCUAGUAAUAGAAGGAGUUGUACGAUUUGUGAUGAAUCGUUCGCCCUUUUUACUGGUUCGGGUAAACGCGAGUUUAGUAUUGGGCGUUGCAGUGGUUUUUUUUUCUAAUUACGGUAUUGUUAUUAUAAUUAAUUUUUGAACACCUGUUCAUCUUUCAAAAUGAGUAAAUUAUUUUUAUUGCA